Myripristis murdjan (pinecone soldierfish) is the source of this 3436-nucleotide messenger RNA. It is a transcript of the gene oat, whose product is annotated as ornithine aminotransferase. NCBI's taxonomy places the organism in Eukaryota, Metazoa, Chordata, Actinopteri, Holocentriformes, Holocentridae. The coding region runs from base 170 to 1495 and encodes 441 amino acids. The transcript is spliced from 10 exons. Gene Ontology annotation, molecular function: pyridoxal phosphate binding; identical protein binding; L-ornithine transaminase activity. Gene Ontology annotation, cellular component: cytoplasm. The record is from RefSeq and is a predicted model, not a curated record.
UUGAGUCACAUCUCCCCGCCCAGUCUGCUUUUCCCUUUUGACAUCAGCAGCCCGCAAGUCUUCAGCUUCAUACAUUGGAGAGGACAUAUCUCAUCAGAGUUAUCAAGAGGACUUUAACGGCAUUUUUCUUUUGGAUUUUGCGGGAUAGAAACAUAUCAACACAGAAGGCAUGAUUUCCAAACUCAGCCGUGGCCUGAGGCGUGCCACCCCUCUCCUCUGUCGCAGUGUCCACUCCGGUACGCGUCCCGCUUCCACCGCUGCCUUCAAAUUGAAGACUGACCGCCGACUCACCUCCGAGGAGGUCUACGCCCGUGAAGACAAGUAUGGAGCUCACAACUACCAUCCGCUUCCUGUGGCCUUGGAGAGAGGAGAGGGCCUGUAUGUGUGGGAUGUGGAUGGCAACAGAUACUAUGAUUUCCUGAGUGCCUACAGUGCAGUGAAUCAGGGCCACUGCCACCCAAAGAUCAUUGCUGCGCUCAACGCCCAGGCAUCCAAGCUCACCCUGACCUCCAGAGCAUUUUUUAACGACGUGCUGGGAGUCUACGAGGAGUACGUCACAAAACUGUUUGGCUAUGACAAAGUCUUGCCCAUGAACACCGGUGUUGAAGGUGGUGAAACUGCCUGCAAGCUAGCCCGCAAGUGGGCUUAUAAUGUAAAGGGUGUUCCCAAAAACCAGGCCAAAAUCAUUUUUGCAGAGGGGAACUUCUGGGGCCGAACCAUGGCAGCCAUCUCCAGCUCCACUGACCCCAGCAGUUACGAAGGUUUCGGUCCCUACAUGCCAGGCUUUGAGCUCGUCCCAUACAAUGACGUUCCUGCACUCGAGAAAGCCCUUCAGGAUCCAAAUGUUGCAGCCUUCAUGGUGGAGCCCAUCCAGGGGGAGGCUGGCGUGGUGGUGCCUGACCACGGCUACCUGACCAAGAUCAGAGAACUUUGCACCAAACACAAUGUGCUGUGGAUUGCAGACGAGGUGCAGACAGGUUUGGCGCGUACCGGCCGGCGGCUGGCUGUGGACCACGAGGAGGUUCGUCCAGAUGUGGUGAUCCUGGGCAAGGCUCUCUCUGGUGGAGUUUACCCUGUAUCUGCUGUGCUGUGUGAUGAUGAGGUGAUGCUGACCAUCAAGCCUGGAGAGCACGGCUCCACAUAUGGAGGCAACCCCCUGGCCUGUCGCGUCGCUGUCGCUGCACUUGAGGUCUUGGAGGAGGAGAAGCUGGCAGAGAACGCUGACAGGAUGGGGAAGCUGCUACGGGACGAGCUGAGAAAGCUUCCCAAAGACAUCGUCACCACAGUCAGAGGGAAAGGCCUGCUCAAUGCCAUCGUCAUCAAGGAGACUAAAGAUUAUGAUGCCUGGAAAGUGUGCUUACGUCUCCGUGACAACGGAUUGCUGGCCAAACCCACCCAUGGUGACAUCAUCCGCCUGGCCCCUCCCCUCAUCAUCAAAGAGCAUGAGGUGCAAGAGUGUGUUGAUAUCAUCCAGAAGACCAUCUUGUCCUUCUAAAUAAGACCACCUGCUCUUCAGGCAUGCAUGGACAACAUUUUGAUCUGAUUAGUACAUUUUCAAAAUGCGUUAAGCUGUCGAAAGGUUACUCUAAACAUUUACCAAUACCAGUUAUCCUCUUUGAAAAUUUCCUGUGAUACUCUGAGGAGCUUUACUGUAGAGAUACUGUACAUUAGGUUUCCAUGAUGACACUGUUUUGUACACUGCUGCAUCAUUACUUUAGAAAUGGUGCAAAUUGUUCAUCUUGAACAUGUUUUCUCUUAAGGGAGAUGGUUCUCAUAGACUGGCUCGGAAAAAGAGUACAACACAUGGUUGUUGUAACCCUCACUGAUUUUUUAUUUUAAUUGAUGUUAUUUUAGGUAAUUUUAUGCUAAAAGGGGAUCAAAGGCGAUCAGCACAACAGCAAAUAAUGCAAUCCAAAUUUACAACUUUUUACUUGAUUAUUUUUUUUUCUUUACAAGCAUACAUUCUCAACAAGCAUACAGUUAAAUUUUCCUGACCUUUAUGCGGGCGUACAUUUUGCAUUAACAACUUGAAAAUGGUACUGAUAGAAAUAGAAUUUGCUGAUAUGUUAAAUCCUGACUUAAGGUAACGCCCCCUAAACACUAUAUAAGGGCAACCAUUGUGCCAUGUGCAAAAUACCCCGUAUGAUGGAGACUCCAGGAAAACAAGGCCGUAGGGAGAAGGAGAACUUCAGCAGCUGAAAGCAAAGUUGAUUGUGAUUAUGUGGUUUGUGAGUGCAGAGCCAAGUCAAGUUUCCCUCCUUGGGACAAUAAGGUUCUCAGCUGAGCUGAACUGAGGUGUAAAUGAACUUAAAAAAGUGAUUUUCCAGAGUGUCAGUACUGUUGUUACAGGAAGGUCAAAAAGUCAACAAUGGCAAAAAAAAAAAAAAAAAAAAAUCUGUGGUUCAGUAUGGAGACCAAAACACACACUAUCAAGUCGAGCGCUCCAUAGUGACAACUGCAGGACAGGACAGUUUCUGACGCCCUGACACCGACAGGGAUGAAGUUCUACUGUUAAAAUUCAUUUACACAUAGAACUAUUUUAAAUACAUGACUUGUUCACAGGCAUUCUGCUGUAACUUACGUGAACAGUCAGAUGUCUGCAGUCAGAUAUUCUUAUUUUAAUAAUUCUUAUUUUAAUAAUCAAAUCCCUAUUCUUACUCUAAAACAUAGAGUAAUCUCAGUUUGAGUAUGCAUUGAUAUUAAAUUAAUGCAUUUUUUAUGUUCUUCAGUUGUAUAAUGUAUGCUUCCAUGUGUUGGACAACUAAUUUGUGGGCCUUGAAAAUUCUUUUUUAUCUUGGUAAGAGCACUCUUGACCACUAGUAAAAAUUACUCUUGCCUAAGAGCAAAGCCAAAGUGAGAAAACAAUGGAGAACAGUAAGAGCAAUUUGUGGAUAUGAGGAAAGAUAAAACAAAAUAUGUUUGUACAUCACUUCCUGCAUGUGGUCCAAUGAGUUGUGUUCCUUUGAAAGUCAAAGUCUUGAAAAGUUUAGGGAAUCACACAAAAAGCUGUUAAGACACCUAUAUUUACUGUCCCAGAAACACAUGGGACCAGACAUUUUAUAUCAUUAUUCACCCAUCUCACAUUUUGUGAUAUUUGUUGCUGUGAAAGAUGCAUUGCUGCAGUGGUAACCCUGAUUGCAGACUUUGGCUUUUUGUUGAAUCCAGAGUUUAAGUACUUCCAGUGAAAUGAAUAGUAGAGAUAAAUCUCUGCUUUUUGUACUGAACAAUUUGGGAUAUAUUAUUUCUGCAAGGGGGUUAUCAGAAAAGACAAGCAUUGAUGUUAGGAGAACAUGUUUAAGUCUUGUUUGGCUUUGAUUAUCUGAACAGUGUUUCAUGGACAUUUCUGAGGAAUGUUUAUCUGUUUAAAAUCCUAACAAUUACAGCUGUAUUUAAUUUGUUCAUUGUUCUUUUAAUAAAAGAUUGCAGUCUUACUUUG